Prorocentrum cordatum is the source of this 2931-nucleotide messenger RNA. The record is from the annotation of a GenBank genome assembly. Lineage: Eukaryota; Dinophyceae; Prorocentrales; Prorocentraceae.
AUGGCGGCGACCCACAUGGUGCAGAGUGCGGAGGAGCUGGUGGAACUGCAGCUCGCGCUCCAGCAUCACUUGCGCCACCGCGCGCAGCAGAUGAAGCAGGGGCGCGGGCUGCAGGCGCUGCUACUGUCGGAUAUGGCGCUGCGGGGCAGCUCGCCCGAGCGCGCGCGCCAGUUGGCGGCGCCCUGGGAGACGGCCGUGCUCCAGCCCCAUGCAUGCAGACAGGCGCCCGCCGCCUGGGCCGCGGGGGGGGGGGGGGCGGGCACCAGGGGCUCCGCGGUGCCGCCGCUGAUGGGCUGGCGCGCGCCGCCGCCGGCGGCCGCGGCGCGGCUGCGGCUGCAGCCCGCGGCCAUGGCGCCAUCCGACGGCGUCCGCCUGCGGUCGCGCGCGGCCCUGCGCCGCCCGAUCGGCGGGAGCGGCGCCGCCAGCGCGGCUGCGCGAGGGGCCGACGCUGGCUUCCUUGAUCACGUUGGCGAGGUGCCCGACGAGUCUGUGCAGGCCGCGGCAAGUGGGAGUGGUCAACGCCCAGCAGUCGGUGCCGCACGCGCCCUCCCGUGGACGCCGCCGCCCCGGCCACGGACACCCGCAGCACCGCAGCAGCACUUGCGCUCCCUGCCGCUCUCCGCGCUGCUGCCGCGAGAGCUCCCCGCCGGGGCGCCCAAUGCGCCUGACCGGCCCUGUGGGCGUCGCAGCGCGCUCCGCGCUGCCGAUGCGCUUCCCCAUCAGAGCGAGGCCGCCCCAGACGCGGCGCCCGCCGCAGCAGCGGAUCCUUCUCCAGCGCGGUUGUCCGAGCUCGAGCGCCCCCAGUCACCUUCGAGCGGCCCUUACCACGGAAACCAGCGGGUGAAUGGGGGGCCGAGGGGGGAGGUCACCUGCGAGGAUCCCGACGGCGGCGAGGGGUCCAUCGUCAUCUCGCUGUCCAAUGUGGACGACGAUUCAGUGCAGGCAUUCGAGACCAACAAGGAGGUGAAACUUGUCAUGCCCGCAUCAGCGCGUCAGGCGCUCAGCAACAUCGCCAUGGAUUUCAGGGGGACGUUACUCGCGAGCCUGAGGGUGCGCAUCACGAGCAGUGGGCCCAUGAUCGCGGGCGCGGAACACCGCCGCCAUGUCACCUUGGAGGAUGCGGCAGGCGAUAAGAUCAGCGCCAUUUCGUGGUCAGGAUACGCCACGGACCAGCACUUGGGAGACGGCUACUUCUACGCCAGCAACCUCGAGAUCACGCGCAGAGCGCAGGCCCUGCGCGUCUUCGCGCCCAGCCCGCCGCUGGACGCCGCCGGGCUGCGGGGGGCUUUGGACCUCUUCGUCGAGCAGCUGGGGGUGCUGAAGGACCCAGGCAGCGCGUCGUUCGUGCAGGCGUACGGCCUGCUGGAGCGGCUGGCGCAGACGAACGCCUUCGCGCUGCUGUUCGACUGCGCCGACCCCGACGGGCUCCUGUGCGCGGUCGUGGCGGCCUGCGUGGAAGCCGCGCGGGUCAACGAGGCUGGCAGGCUCGACGGAUUGCUCGGGCAGGUGUUGGCCGGCGUGCUGGACGGCUCGGACGGCCUGCCGGCUGCGGCGUUGUCCUCCCUGCUGCUGGAGUUGUCCCCGCAGCGGUCAGGCUCGCUCGCCCGCGGACUGGUGUGCCGCACGCUACGCAGCCUCGAACUUCGGAGCGCUUCACUCUCGAUCAACGACCUCGUGAGCUCGAUGCUGUUGCAGGGCCGGACCAGCAGCGAGGAAGUGGGAUCCAUCGGCACGGCUCCGGAUGAGCUUGAGGCGGUCAUGGGCAUAGUGCACGAGCUCUUCGCGAUCAGCCCCACGCUUGUCACCAAAGCGCUGCCGAACCUGCGCGACGACCUCCGCAGUCCCGAGAGGCUGCGGCGACUUCUGGCCACGCGCUGCGUCGGCCGCAUGCUCUCGCAGUUCCACGUCUCAGGUGCAUCCGUGGUCGAGCGACCCCUGUGCGAGACCUACCCGCUUUUGUUGGACAGCCAUCUCGACCGCUUGGACGAUGCAGAUGAGGAGGUACGCCUUGCGGCGCUGGAGGGAGCUGGCGCCAUCAUCAGCGCAGCUUGUUCCUUGGGAGCCAGCGUCGUGUUCAAUGCUGAGGUCUCUCGCGGAGGUGGCGCCGCCGUCGCCAAGGCCGCAGAGUCGUACCGAGAGGCCGUUGUCGGCCACUACCUCGACCCGAGCGAUACGGUGCGUUUCCGCCUCAUCCAGAUUGCAAGGGAUAUCGCUUUGGCGUCGGAGGCUGGGUAUGAGUUUCUCGCGCCAGUGCUUCCCAACAUAUUCGGACGCAUACUGGACAAACGGGCAGACAUUCGUGAAGAGUCUGCGGACGCGGCUGCUCGCUUGUAUGGAAAGUAUGCUGUCCCUGCACUCACCACCUGCCAAUACAAGGUAGCAGAAAGGCUUGCGUGGGUCCCUCAGCUAAUCUGCGAAGCAUUCUCGGUGUUCGCUGGCGGCCGUCUUGGCCACACUGCGCGAUUGGAAGAACACAUCGAGCAGCACUUGCUGGGUAGCAGCGCUGGUCUUGAGGCCCCCAAGCGCGCGUUGACACUUGCCGGUUUCUACUGCUUCGCGUCCAGACACUCGACAUCACGCAAAGGCCUCAUGACUCUCCUGAGCCGCAAGCGGGAGGCCCACGCCGCGCUCCGGCAGUUCCUGCGCCUGCGCGCCGCGAAGGCGGCCCCGCUGCUGGAGUUCUCCGCCCCGGCCGGCGGCGGCGCGGAGGUCGCGCCCUCGGACGCCGAGGCCGUCGCGGCCCUCGACAACCUGGGGCGGCUCAGCCCGUGCCUGGAAGACAGGGCCGCUCGACCCGACACCCUUCUCGCGAAGCUGCGGCCCCGGGCGGCGGAGCGUCUGCCGCUCUGCGUGGCCGAGCCCGCUCGACACCGAGCUGUGGGAGCAGCGCUGCGCGAGUCCUUCGGCACCGAUGCGGGGGCGACUCUGUAA